Thyridium curvatum is the source of this 1674-nucleotide messenger RNA. RefSeq lists its product as uncharacterized. The record is from RefSeq and is a predicted model, not a curated record. The transcript is spliced from 7 exons. Gene Ontology annotation, molecular function: DNA binding; DNA-binding transcription factor activity, RNA polymerase II-specific; zinc ion binding. Gene Ontology annotation, biological process: regulation of DNA-templated transcription; DNA-templated transcription. Lineage: Eukaryota; Fungi; Ascomycota; Sordariomycetes; Thyridiales; Thyridiaceae. The coding region runs from base 1 to 1674 and encodes 557 amino acids.
AUGGACACGGACAGCAGUGGACCACCGCGAAAGCGUCUCCGGACAUCGCAUGCUUGCGAUGUCUGCCGGGCCCGCAAGAUAAGAUGCAAUGGAGAGAACCCUUGCGCGGCCUGCGCCGUUGCCGAGCAUGAGUGCACGUAUGGGUCGGAGGCCAACUCUCGCGGCAAGAGUGAUCUCAUCCUGGAAGGGGUGCUCCGCGUAGAGAGGUUCCUGCACGAGAUCAAUGCCAGCCUCGGUGCACAGGCACUGCCUACGGUCUUCCCAGAGCGCCGCCUCGCUUUGCCGACGGCCUGCUCUUCGGCCGAGAGCUUCUCCAGCUCGCCAUGCACCGAUGUGACUCAGCGCUUCCCCCAGCCGCAGCAGCAGAGGACUCCGGUCAGCGAGGUGCACCAGCUGAACAGCCUGGAGAACGCCGUCCUCGACUCCAUGCACACCUCGACCACCGAGUAUGUGCUUCAGUGGCCGCAUUUCGAUGUGUUCCCGUCUCUGCGGAAUGACUACAUCUCCAUCUUCCAGCUGGAGCAGAGCCGGCCCGGAUACCAGACAAGCAGCGUCAGCAGCAUUCCAGAGUUGACGUCGGACGAGAUGAAUGACAUCCUGCUGUCCUUCGAACACAACAUCAACUUCUCGUAUCCCACCAUGUCGCAGCCCCAGCUCGAGGCAGCGCGCCACAUCCUGAUGUCUCGGGCCGUGGACCAGCCGAGCCAGGAGAGCUGCUUGGCACUGCUGACCAUGGCGUUGGGGUGUGCGAGUCGACUGACCUCUGACCUCGUGCCCAAUUAUGCCUCUAGCCAGCAUCACACAAGGUGUCAGCACCUUAACUACCGAGAGCUGGGCGACGGGUACUUCAACAAAGCGCUCUCUCAACUGCACGUGGCCCAUACUGGCAUCACGUCCACCGCAACCCAGUCUCUGUUCUUUGUUGCGAUGUACUUUGCCUUUCUCCGGCGACCUCUACAGGCAUGGGAGUACAUCAACGCGGCAGCAGCCAAGUGUCUCCUGCUCUUGUCGUAUCCACCAACCCGAGACGAGCCGGAGGAGCAGGAACGAAUACGCAGAAUCUUCUGGUCCUGCUACAUCCUGGAAAGUGACUACCUGGCCGAGCUCUCCGCCCUGCCGCAGUCCGGCAUCGCCCGCAUCGAGAGCUCCAUCCCCCUGCCGGGCGAGUACCACACCCACGCCGCGCCGGACGAGGAGGAGCAGUCCUCUCUCUACUUCCUCGCCUGCAUCUCCAUGCGCCGCCUGCUCAACCGCGUCCACCAGCUGCUCUACGCCCGCGGCACGGGCGCCUCCCUCGACCCCUCGCGCUUCCCCUACGUCGUCGCCGAGCUCGACCACCAGCUCGAGGAGUGGCGCGACGUGCUCCCCGCCGCCUUCCACUUCUCGGUCGACUACGAGGCCGCCGCCGCCGGGCCCCCGGCCUCGGAGCACGGCGGCUUCCUGCGCCAGCGGUACCUGACCUGCCGCAGCGUCAUCUACCGGCCCUACCUCAUGUGGAUGCUCAGCGGCGUGGGGGGCACCGAGCUGGGCGGGUGCGGCAGCGGGUUCGCCGUGUCCGGCGAGGUGCUCAAGAACUGCAAGACGUGUCUGGACGCGUGCCUGCUGCACAUCCUGAACCUGCGCGGGUUCGCGCACACGGUCCUCGUCGACACGUGGAUCUGUUCGCUCUCGUGA